Messenger RNA from Oppia nitens, 1375 nucleotides. RefSeq lists its product as uncharacterized. Gene Ontology annotation, cellular component: nucleus. NCBI's taxonomy places the organism in Eukaryota, Metazoa, Arthropoda, Arachnida, Sarcoptiformes, Oppiidae. The coding region runs from base 131 to 1375 and encodes 414 amino acids. The record is from RefSeq and is a predicted model, not a curated record. Gene Ontology annotation, molecular function: protein binding. The transcript has 3 exons.
ACUCAAUGUAUGAUAUGAUUGCAAUACAAUAAAGUCUAUGAAAUAUUCAGUUAAAGACAGACAACACAUGUAUUGAAUUCAACAUUUAUAACGAUUAGAGUCUGUAAUCAGUGAUUGUUUAAAAAAACACAUGAAAAUGUGUCCAAAAGUGUCCAAACAGUUGUCUCCGGGAGAUAUCAUCGGCGAAGACAAACCAUUGGUCUAUAUUGUGGACAAUAAGUUCAAAGACAAACACUGUAACCACUGUUUUAAAGAGUGUCAACAAUUGAGACGAUGCUCUCAUUGCUGGCAAUUGUAUUAUUGCGGUAAAGACUGUCAAUCGAUGGACUGGAAGUCAUACCACAAGAACGAGUGUCAGAUAUUCAAACAAUUAGGCAAAUAUAUGAACAGCUAUACGAUGGAAGUGAAACUUUGUCUUCGGCUAUACUUUUUACUCAAAAUGGAUCAGUCAUUUGCCAACCAAAAACACCAACAGUUUGAUGGCACCGAAGUUUCUCUCAAUGAUAUAGACCUCAAAGUAGACGAACUAGAAGGUGAUAAUCACUAUAUGCGUGAGUUUCGUGAAGUUCGUCGACAUCUUAAAGACUGUGACAUUGUCUUUGACGGCAAUGAUCUUCUUCAUUGUCUGACAUUCAUCCAAACACAUCGCAAUCAUGCCGUCUAUCCAUUGGUACUCUUUGGCUGUUCUCAUGAGACGUUUGACAUUGGAUUAGGUCUAUACACUCGGUUCCUCACAUUGAGACACUCAUGUUGUCCCAACAGUGCACUCAUUGAACAGGGUGAGACUCGUAUUCAACUUCGUGUAUUAAAACCAUUAACCGCCGGACAAGAAGUUCUUAUAAGUUAUUUCAGUAUCGAUAAGAAUCGUAAGACACGUAAAGCUAUGCUCAAGAGGUUGUUCAUCGACUGUCAGUGUGACAAAUGCGAGAACAAUAUCGACAAAGACGUUGACUAUGAGCUCAUGGAUGAGAUGACUGAAGCUUCGCAGUCGAUCCCAAAUACGAUGUUUAUGAUAAUGACAGGCAGUUCCCAAUCAUCUGUAUUUAAAAAAUGGUUGAGUCGUUUACCUAAAUUUUUGUCUGAUUUGGAUGUAGUGUUUGGAGAGUACGGAUCUAUCAAAACAUUGGCUUUACGUAACAUAUUAGACACACUUGUGGCCAAUCGGUGUACCGAUAAAGAGCUAAUCCAAAGUCUUCUGAAAACAUUUGUUAAGGCAAUAGACAUCACUCACGGACCCAAACAUUACUAUAAAGAUAUGUCAAUGAAGACAAUACUCUCUUCUAAUUACUAUUUGUCACCCAUUAAUGCUAAAGUAUAUGUUGGUAAAUGUAUGAGUGUUAUUGUUAGAGAUAUAAUGGUGUCUAAUAAAUGGUAA